GUCCCUUCAGCGAGUGGCUCAGUCCCUGGUGGGGCGCGGCGGUGGUAGGUGUCGGUGGAUGGUGUUUCCGAGCUGACGUGGCUUAGAUUGGGAGGGGGGCCGCUGGAGCCCCCCAUCUCAGUCGCUUCUAGCCAUUAUUGCCAGAAUUCCUAUCUUCAUCCCAGUGCUGGUGAAGUCAAAGAUAAAACCAAUCUACAGCUUCUACAAUAGCCAUCACUGAACUGCUUGCAGAACUUGCCUGGACACAUUGUGAGCUCACCUGAAGUACCUCAGGAAUUGGACAUGGAACUUAAUAGUAGAACAGAAGAGGAUGUUUUGGAGCGACUGGCUUAUGCAGAACAGUUGGUGGUGGAGCUAAAAGAAAGUAUUAGACAGAAGGAUAUUCAACUGCAGCAGAAGGAUGAAGCUCUACAGGAGGAAAGAAAAACUUCUGAUGACAAAAUUAAAAAAAUCAAAUUUCGUGCAAAAGCAAAAUUAACUGCUUUGAAUAAACACAUAGAAGAAAUGAAGGCACAAGGAGGAACUGUUCAGCCUCCAGAAUCUCAGUCAAAAGAGUCAUUCUCCAAGCAUGACAGAAGUUCUACAGAGGAAGAAAUGAAAAUGGAAAAUAUCAAACAUGAACUCCAGGAGAAGGAGAAACUAAUUAGCAGUUUGCAAGCCCGGCUUACUGAGGCAGAACAAGCUGCCCAGUUGAGUUCCAUGCAGCAGGUGGUCCGAGAGAAAGAUGCCCGCUUUGAAACACAAAUUCGUCUUCAUGAAGAUGAGCUUCUUCAGUUAGUAACCCAGGCAGAUGUGGAAACAGAGAUGCAACAGAAAUUGAAGAUGCUGCAGAGGAAGCUUGAAGAGCAUGAAGAAGCCCUGUCGGGCCGUGCUCAGGUAGUGGACUUGCUACAGCAGGAACUGACUGCUGCUGAGCAGAGAAAUCAGAGUCUCUCUCAGCAGUUACAGCAGAUGGAAAGUGAACAUAAUAUUUUAAGGAACACUAUGGAAAUAGAAAGACAAGAGUCCAUGGUUCUGAAGGAAAAAAUGGAACUUGAAAUGGCAGAGAGAAAAUUAUCCUUUCAUAACCUGCAGGAAGAGGUGCAACACCUUAUGGGACAGAUUGAACAAGCAGGCCAAGUCCAGGCUGAACUGGAGUCUCAAUAUUUUGCUUUGGAGCAGAAGUACAAAGCAGAAAUAGACGAGAAGACUGUUUGCAUUUUGAAUCUUCAAAAGACUGAGCAAGAGCUACAAUCUGCCUGUGAUGCUCUAAAGGAUGAAAAUUUAAAACUUCUCCAAGAUAAGAAUGAGCAGGCAGUUAAGUCAGCCCAGGUCAUUCAACAGCUGGAAGAUCAACUCCAGCAAAAAUCUGAAGAAAUUAACCAAUUUCUAAGUAAACCAACCUUUCAAAAACAUGAAAAUGCAUCACAGACUUCUUUCCCAGAUAUUUCUGAUGAGGGCACACAGGCAGUCACUGAGGAGACUAUUGCCUCUUUGCAGAAGAGAGUGGUAGAGCUAGAGAAUGAAAAGGGAGCCUUACUCCUUAGUUCUAUAGAGCUGGAGGAGCUGAAAGCUGAGAAUGAAAAACUGUCUUCUCAGAUUACUCUUCUGAAGACUCAGAAUAAAACUGAGGAGGCAGACAGUGAAGUCCGUGAGAUCAGCAUGGUUGAUAUUACCAUAUCAAAGAAGAGCAGCGCUUCUACCGAGGAAAGUGGACAAGAUGUUCUAGAGAACACAUUUUCUCAGAACCAUAAAGAAUUAUCAGUUUUAUUGUUGGAAAUGAAAGAAGCUCAAGAGGAAAUUGCAUUUCUUAAAUCUCAGCUCCAGGGCAAAAGGGCUGAGGGGGACCCUGAGAUCCCUGACCAGAAAGAAGUGCAACAGAUGGAGGGUGAGGGAGUACCUCCAGUUAGAAUGCAAGUAUGUCUUGAAAAUACAGCACAAAAUUUUCCCUUAGUGCCAGAUGAAGAGAGCAGUGUUCCAGUAGUUGAAAAAGAAGAAGAGGCGAGCACUGAACUUCAAAAUACAACAUCUGAGGAAAUAUCUUUAAAUGACACUGGAAUAGAAAUUAAAUCAUCAGAGCAGGGUGAUGCUGAUAAAUCCCCUUCUGCUGUGUCAGAUGUGGGUCAGUGUCACCACGAUGAGAUAGAAAGGCUAAAAAGUCAAAUUUUGGAGAUUGAGACAAGCUUUCAUAAAGCAGAAGAAAUAUACGAGAAAAAUUUAGAUGAGAAAGCUCAGGAAAUCAGCAGCCUAACCCAACUGAUUGAGGAGUUUAAAAAGAAUGCUGAAGACACCAGCAGUGCACUCACUGCUUUGUCUGAAGAAAGAGACCAACUUCUUACUCAGGUGAAGGAGCUUAAUGUCUUAGCAGAGCUGAGGGCUCAGGUGAAACAACUGGAAACCAACCUUGCAGAAGCAGAAAAACAAAGACGACUUGACUAUGAAAGUCAGACAACUCAGCACAACCUGUUCACUGAACAGAUCCACAGUCUUAACAUAGAAGCCAAAUCCAAAGAUGUGAAAAUUGAAGCUUUACAGAAAGAACUGGAUGAUGUGCAGCUUCAGUUUUCUGAGCAGAGUACACUGAUGAAAAGCUUGCAAAGUCAGCUGCAGAAGAAGGAAAGUGAGGUGCUUGAGGGGGCAGAACGUGUGAGGGGCAUCUCCAGUAAGAUGGAAGAACUGUCACAGGCUCUGUCACAAAAGGAACUUGAAAUAGCAAAAAUGGAUCAACUCUUACUGGAGAAAAAGAGAGACGUGGAAACCCUCCAGCAAACCAUUGAAGAGAAGGAUCAGCAAGUGACAGAAAUCAGCUUCAGCAUGACAGAGAAAAUGGUUCAGCUGAAUGAAGAGAAGUUUUCUCUUGGAGUUGAAAUUAAGACUCUCAAAGAACAGCUGAAUUUAUUAUCCAGAGCUGAAGAAGCAAAAAAAGAACAAGUUGAAGAAGAUAAUGAAGUUAUUUCUGGCCUUAAACAUAAUUAUGAUGAGUCAAGCCCAGCAGGGCUAAUAAAUAAAGAAGAACUACAGCAUGAAUUAGACCGCCUAAAGAAGGAAAGUGAGCAGAGGAAGAGAAAGCUACAGGCAGCUCUUAUUAACAGAAAGGAACUUCUACAAAGAGUCAGUACAUUAGAAGAGGAAUUGGCCAAAGUGAGAGAUGAAUCUAGGAAAGAGAUUCCACUCAGUGAGAGUGAGAGAAGGGAAAUGGAAGAAGACAAGGAGAACAAAGAAGACUCAGAAAAAUGUGUGACUUCUAAAUGCCAAGAAAUAGAAAUUUAUUUGAAACAGACAAUUUCUGAAAAAGAAAUGGAACUACAGCAUGUAAGGAAGGAUUUGGAAGAAAAGAUGGCAGCAGAAGCACAAUUACAGGCUGUAGUCCAACAGAUGAAUCUAAACUUGCAAGAUAAAGCAAACCAAAUAGAUUUGCUCCAAGCAGAAAUUAUUGAAAAUCAAGCAGUUAUCCAGAAGUUAACCACAGGGGCCAAGGAUGCAGGUGAUGGAGGCUGUACCACACCUGUAAAAGGAACAGUGGUGAGCAGUCCACCUGCCGCAGGUAGUGGAGAACAUUGGAAACCUGAACUGGAAGAAAAGAUACUGGAACUUGAAAAAGAAAAGGAGCAACUUCAAAAGAAGCUUCAGGAAGUCUUAACCUCACGUAAGGCAAUUCUUAAAAAGGCACAGGAGAAGGAAAGACAACAUAGGGAGGAGCUAAAGCAACAGAAAGAUGACUAUAAUCACUUGCAAGAACAGUUUGAUAUGCAAAGCAAGGAAAAUGAGGACAUUGAAGACCAGCUAAGGCAGCUCCAAAUUCAACUAAGGGAGUCCAUAGACAGAAAACUUCCAGGCACUGACCAGCAGGAACUGCACUAUCCUACUCAAGGUUUAUUCAAAGCCACAGAACAGCAUCCCACUCAAGCUACUUUAGAGUCUGACUUGUGCCCACACUUAGUUUCUCAACACGGAGAUGCAAAUACUCUACAGGGCCAUACUUCUAUUGCCCAAAUUAAGGCUUAUCUGAAAGAAAUAGAAGCUGAGAAAGAAGAGUUAAAAUUGAAAGUAAGUUCUACAACAAGUGAGCUUACUAAAAAGUCAGAAGAAGUAUUUCAGUUAAAAGAGCAAAUAAACAAACAGGGUUUCGAAAUCCGGAGUCUGAAGGAAGUAUCCCAUGAAACUGAAGCCCACACAGAAACCCUGAGGCAGAAAUUGGAAAGCAGUCAACUAGAAAUUGCUGGCCUAGAACACCUGAGAGCAUUACAGCCCAAACUAGAUGAACUCCAAAAUCUCAUUAGCCAAAAGGAAGAAGAGGUUAGCCACCUCUCUGGACAGCUGAGCGAGAAAGAAAAAAACCUUACUAAAGUACAGACAGAAAUGAUAGAACAGGAGGACUUAAUUAAGGCUCUGCAUACACAGUUGGAAAUGCAAGCCAAAGAGCAUGAAGGGAGGUUAAAGCAGUUACAGGUGGAAAUUUGUGAAAUGAAGCAGAAAUCAGAAGACUUUGUAGAAGAAAAUAAAACAAAGCAACUAAUACAAAGGAAACUGCAAGCUGCACUUAUUUCCCGAAAAGAAGCACUCAAAGAAAACAGAAGUCUCCAAGAAGAGUUGUCUUUGGCCAGAGAUACCAUCGAACGCCUCACCAAGUCUCUGGCAGAUGUGGAAAGCCAACUUUCUGCUCAAAAUAAAGAAAAAGAUACACUCUUAGGAAAGUUAGCUCUUCUUCAGGAAGAAAGAGACAGACUCAUUACAGAAAUGGAUAGAUCCUUACUAGAAAAUCAAAAUCUCAGUGGCUCUUGUGAAAGUCUGAAACUAGCUCUAGAGGGUCUUACUGAAGAGAAGGAAAACUUAGCGAAGGAAAUUGAAUCUCUAAAGUGCUCUAAGAUUGCAGAAAGCACAGAAUGGCAAGAGAAACACAAAGAAUUACAGAAAGAGUAUGAGAUUCUUCUGCAGUCCUAUGAGAAUGUUAGUAAUGAAGCAGAAAGGAUUCAGCAUGUAGUAGAAACCGUGAGGCACGAAAAGCAAGAACUGUAUGGCAAAUUGAGAAGCUUAGAAGCCAAUAAGAAAGAGACAGAAAAGCAGUUGCAAGAAGCUGAACAAGAAAUGGAGGGAAUGAAGGAAAAAAUGAGAAAGUUUGCUAAAUCUAAACAACUGAAAAUCAUAGAGCUAGAAGAAGAGAAUGACCGGCUUCGAGCAGAAGCGCACCCUGCAGGAGAUACAGCAAAAGAAUGCAUGGAAGCACUUCUUGCUUCUAAUUCCAACAUGAAGGAGGAACUAGAAAGGGUCAAAACAGAGUAUAAUACCCUUUCAAAGGAGUUUGAGGCUUUAAUGGCUGAGAAAGACAGUUUAAGUGUAGAGGUUCAAGAUUUAAAACAUCAGGUAGAAGAUAAUGUAUCUAAACAAGCUAGCCUUGAGGCCACUGAGAAACCGGAAAACCAACAGGAUAUCACUGAAGGGCCAACACAGCCUGUACCAGGUGAGGAUCAAGGGCAAGACUCUCCAAGUAUGAGCACAGAGCCUGAAGGCGCCGAAGCUGUUCUAUCAGAGAACAGUGCCAAACCGGACAUUGGUGAGAAUUUUAGUUCCCAUGAUGAGAUUAAUAACUAUCUACAGCAACUUGAUCAGUUUAAAGAAAGAAUUGCUGAAUUAGAGGAAGAAAAACAGAAAGGCAAAGAACUUAGUCAGUCUCUGGAAGAUGAGAAAAAUGCCUUACUGAGUCAAAUAUCAGCAAAGGAUAGCGAACUAAAACUGCUUCAGGAAGAAGUAACCAAAAUAAACCUGUUAAACCAGCAAAUCCAAGAAGACCUCUCCAGAGUUACCAAACUAAAGGAGACAGCAGAAGAAGAGAAAGAUGACUUAGAAGAGAGGCUCAUGAAUCAAUUGGCAGAACUUAAUGGAAGCAUUGGGAAUUACUAUCAGGAUGUUACAGAUGCCCAAAUAAAAAAUGAGCAACUGGAAUCUGAAAUGCAGAACCUUAAAAGGUGUGUGAGUGAAUUGGAAGAGGAAAAACAACAGUUGGUCAAGGAGAAAACGAAGGUAGAAUCAGAAAUACGAAAGGAAUAUUUAGAGAAAAUACAAAGUGCUCAGAAAGGACCUAGCAAUAAAAGCCAUGCAAAGGAACUUCAGGAGCUGUUGAAAGGAAAACAACAAGAACUAAAGCAGCUGCAGAAAGACUGCAUCCGAUAUCAAGAGAAGAUUAGUGCUCUGGAGAGAACUGUUAAGGCUCUAGAAUUUGUUCAGACUGAAUCUCAAAAGGAUUUGGAAAUAACCAAAGAAAAUUUGGCACAAGCAGUUGAACACCGCCAAAAGGCACAAGCAGAAUUAGCUAGCUUCAAAGUGCUGCUGGAUGACACGCAAAGUGAAGCAGCAAGAGUCCUAGCAGACAAUCUCAAGCUGAAAAAAGAACUUCAGUCAAAUAAGGAAUCAGUGAAAAGCCAAAUGAAACAAAAGGAUGAAGAUCUUGAGCGAAGACUGGAGCAGGCCGAAGAGAAACACCUGAAAGAGAAGAAGAAUAUGCAAGAGAAACUGGAUAAUUUACAUAGAGAAAAAGUUCACUUGGAAGAGACUCUUGGAGAGAUUCAGAUGACUUUGAACAAGAAAGACAAGGAACUGAAGCAACUGCAGGAGAACUUGGACAGUACUGUGGCCCAGCUCGCAGCCUUCACUAAGAGUAUGUCUUCCCUCCAGGAUGAUCGGGACAGGGUGAUAGAUGAAGCCAAGAAAUGGGAGAGGAAGUUUGUUGAUGCCAUUCAAACCAAAGAAGAAGAAAUUAGACUCAAAGAGGAAAACUGCAGUGUUCUAAGAGACCAGCUCAGACAGAUGUCCAUCCAUAUGGAGGAAUUGAAGAUCAACAUUUCCAGGCUUGAACAUGACAAGCAGAUUUGGGAAUCCAAGGCCCAGACAGAGGUUCAGCAUCAACAGAAGGUCUGUGAGGCUCUACAGGGGGAAAACAAAGAACUUUUGUCACAGCUUGAAGAGACUCGGCACCUAUACUACAAUUCUCAGAAUGAAUUAACUAAGUUGGAAUCAGAACUUAAGAUUUUCAGAGACCAGUCAACUGAUUUAAAUAACUCUUUAGAAAAAUGUAAGGAACAUAAAGAAACUCUGGAAGGGAUCAUAAAACAACAAGAAGCUGAUAUCCAAAAUUGUAAGUUCAAGUAUGAACAAGUAGAAACUGAUCUCCAGGCCUCUCAAGAACUGACCAGCAGGCUGCAUGAAGAAAUAAAUAUGAAGGAUCAGAAGAUUGAAAGCCUGCUUUCUGGCAAGGAAGAGGCAGUCCAAAUAGCUAUUGCUGAAUUGCAUCAGCAGCAUGAUAAAGAAAUUAAAGAACUGGAAAACCUGCUGUCCCAAGAGGAAGAGGAGAAUAUCGUCUUAGAAGAAGAAAACAAAAAAGCUGUUGACAAAACCAAUCAGCUUAUGGAAACAUUGAAAACCAUCAAAAAGGAAAACACUCAGCAGAAAGCUCAAUUGGAUUCCUUUGUUAAAUCCAUGUCUUCACUUCAGAAUGACCGAGACCGCAUAGUAAGUGACUAUCAACAGCUGGAAGAGCGACAUCUCUCUAUAAUCUUGGAAAAAGACCAACUCAUCCAGGAAGCUGCUGCUGAGAAUAAUAAGCUUAAGGAAGAAAUUCGAGGCUUAAGAAGUCAUAUGGAUGAUCUCAAUUCUGAGAAUGCCAAGCUGGAUGCAGAACUGAUCCAGUAUAGGGAAGACCUGAACCAGGUGAUAUCAAUAAAAGACUCUCAGCAAAAGCAACUCCUUGAAGUUCAACAUCAGCAAAAUAAGGAGCUGAAAAAUGAGUGUGCUAAGUUAGAAGAAAAGCUAAAGGAGUCCGAGAAAACAAAGGAGGGUCUGCAGAGGUCCUCUGCUGCCCUCCAAGAGGAGAAACAAAGUUUAUAUAAAGAGAUUGAAAGCUUGAAAGUAUCCAUAUCCCAACUAAAUAGGCAAGUGACAACCUUGCAAGAAGAAGGUACUUUAGGUAUGUACCACACCCAAUUAAAAGUAAAAGAGGAGGAGGUUCAGAGGUUAAGUGCAAUACUUUCCUCCUCUCAGAAGAGAAUUACAGAAUUGGAAGAGGAAUUGGUUCGUGUUCAAAAGGAAGCUACCAGGAAGGUAGGCGAAAUUGAAGAUAAACUGAAAAAGGAAUUAAAGCACCUUCAUCAUGAUGCGGGGAUAAUGCGAAAUGAAACUGAAACAGCAGAAGAGAGGGUGGCGGAGUUAGCAAGAGAUCUGAUGGAGAUGGAACAGAAAUUACUCGUGGUCACCAAAGAAAAUAAAGAUCUCACAGCACAAAUUCAGUCUUUUGGAAGGUCUAUGAAUUCCUUGCAAGAUAGUAGAGAUCAUGCCAACGAGGAGCUUGAUGAACUGAAAAGGAAAUAUGAUGCCAGCCGGAAGGAGGUGGCCCAACUAAGAGAGCAAAUGGGCCUCCUACACAGAGAGAGCGAUGCGCUUCUUUCUCAAACAGGCUUUCACUUGAACAGCACUGAAGAGAACGGCUUGUCUCGCCUUGAGAAACUUAACCAACAGCUCAUAUCCAAAGAUGAACAACUGAUUCAAUUAUCCUCACAACUAGAAGAUUCUUACAACCAGGUGCAGUCCUUUUCCAAGACUAUGGCCAGUCUACAGAAUGAGAGAGAUCACCUGUGGAAUGAGCUGGAGAAAUUCCGAAAGUCAGAGGAUGGGAAGCAGAAGUCUGCAGCCCAUCCUGUCUCCAGCCCCGCUGAAGUACAAAGUUUGAAAAAAGCAAUGUCUUCACUCCAAAAUGACAGAGACCGACUACUGAAGGAAUUGAAGAAUCUGCAGCAGCAGUACUUACAGAUUAAUCAAGAGAUCAUUGAGUUACGUCCACUGAAGGCUCAACUUCAGGACUAUCAAGAUAAGACAAAAACAUUCCAGAUUAUGCAAGAAGAACUCAGGCAGGAAAACAUCUCCUGGCAGCAUGAGCUGCAUCAGCUCAGGAUGGAGAAGAGUUCCUGGGAAAUGCAUGAGAGGAGAAUGAAGGAGCAGUACCUUAUGGCUAUCUCAGAUAAAGAUCAGCAGCUCAGUCACCUGCAGAAUCUUUUAAGGGAAUUCAGGUCUUCAUCCCAGACUCAGACCCUCAAAGCACAAUACCAAAGACAGGCAUCCCUACAGACAUCAACUUCCCUUGAGGGAUCACAAAACCUAGUUUAUGAGACAGAACUUCUCAGGACCCAGCUCAAUGAUAGUUUAAAGGAAAUUCACCAAAAAGAAAUAAGAAUUCAGCAAUUGAACAGCAAGUUCUCUCAGCUCCUUGAAGAGAAAAACACCCUCUCCAUUCAGCUAUGUGAUACUAGUCAGAGUCUUCGUGAGAACCAGCAGCACUACACUGACCUUUUUAAUCACUGUGCAGUCUUGGAGAAGCAGGUCCGAGAUCUGCAGGCGGGGCUACCACAUGUAGAUGUUGCUCCAGGAGCUCCCCAGGAAAAGAAUGGAGUUCACAGAAAGAGUGAUCCUCAGGAAGCAAGGGAGCCACAGCAAAGCUUUUCUGAAGCCCAGGAGCAGCUGUGCAAUACCAAACAGGAAGUGAGUGAAUUAAGAAAGCUGCUGGAAGAAGAACGAGACCAAAGAAUAGCUGCAGAGAAUGCCCUCUCUCUGGCUGAAGAGCAGAUCAGAAGGCUGGAACACAACGAAUGGGAUUCUCCCCGGACUCCUAUCAUUGGCUCAUGUGGCACUCAGGAGCAGUCAUUCUUAAUAGAUAUCACGAGCAACAGCUGUCGAAGGACUCGGAGUGGUGCUGGAUGGAAGCGGGUCCUGCGGUCACUCUGUCAUUCACGAACCCGAGUGCCACUGUUGGCAGCCAUCUACUUUCUGAUGAUUCAUGUUCUACUUGUUCUGUGUUUCACAGGACACCUAUAAACUUAGUUGUCACUUUUUGGACCGUACCCCUCAGAACUUGGAAGUCUGUCACCUCUAUUGCCAUAAUUAUCUAUUCCAGUGGAACAGUCUUCCCAUUUACAGAUCAUCUCUCCACCUCUCCAAGAAAAGUGCCUGUAAAAACAGAGGUGGAAUGAGGACAGGUUGGAACUUCGGGGACUGGAGAGUCUGCUUUCUUCUACUGCCCAGGGCCCAAACACUCUGCUUAAUCUGAGACGCCUCACAGUUGGUUGGUUCAGAGUUUUGCAGGUCCUGAUGUUCUAUGGUCCUAUGAGAUACUGAGACAUGUCUUUCAACCAAGUCAAGAGAAUGGUCCUAAUAAACCUAAUAAUUUGAAUUUCAA
Messenger RNA from Marmota monax (woodchuck), 10195 nucleotides. RefSeq names its product golgin B1 (gene Golgb1). Gene Ontology annotation, cellular component: cis-Golgi network; membrane; endoplasmic reticulum-Golgi intermediate compartment. The record is from RefSeq and is a predicted model, not a curated record. Bases 283 to 9834 code for a protein of 3183 amino acids. NCBI's taxonomy places the organism in Eukaryota, Metazoa, Chordata, Mammalia, Rodentia, Sciuridae. The transcript is spliced from 21 exons.